This is a messenger RNA of Amphibalanus amphitrite, 3235 nucleotides long. RefSeq names its product eukaryotic translation initiation factor 4E type 3-like. Gene Ontology annotation, biological process: translational initiation. Lineage: Eukaryota; Metazoa; Arthropoda; Thecostraca; Balanomorpha; Balanidae. The coding region runs from base 26 to 676 and encodes 216 amino acids. The record is from RefSeq and is a predicted model, not a curated record. Gene Ontology annotation, molecular function: translation initiation factor activity; RNA 7-methylguanosine cap binding. Gene Ontology annotation, cellular component: eukaryotic translation initiation factor 4F complex. The transcript is spliced from 6 exons.
CUACAAGUGUUUUGUUCCAAAAGUGAUGGAUAUCCCGGGUAGACUGCGGAGCGAAGAGCAGUGCUCAGCUAUUGUCGGCUCUCCCAACAUCAGCACCGCUGCCGAGGCCGCAGAGGCUGCUGAGCGCAAGGAACAGGAGGAGGAGGGGCAUCAGCUCAACACGCCCUGGACUAUGUGGAUUGAUAAGACGGAGCGCGGCGCCAGUGCCGCCGAGUACCAGGCCUCGCUGAAGAAGGUCUACACCAUGACCACCGUCGAGUGUUUCUGGGCCGUCUACCGCAACAUCCCGAACGUGCGCGACCUGAACCAGCGCUACACCUACCACAUGAUGCGCGACGAUCGCAAACCACUCUGGGAGGACACGCGCAACUCGCGCGGCGGCACCUGGAAGGUCAAAUGCCGCAAGGAGGACUCGCCGGACGUGUGGAAAGAGCUGCUUCUCGCGGUCAUCGGAGAGCAGUUUGACGAUUUCGUCGCCGAGGAUGACGAUAUUUGUGGCGUGUCCAUUUCGAUUCGUGAGCGGGACGACCUUAUCCAGAUCUGGAACACAAACGCUGCCAGGCACGAGGAGGCCAAGGUGGUGGAAAAGGUCAGGUCGCUCCUACCCGGCGUCAAGUUCUCCGCCAUCUUCUACAAACGUCACGAGACUCACCACGCGUUCGAGGGCAAGAAAUAGAGCUCUGAGAAAGUCCAAACCGCUCUGCUGCUACCAGCUUCCAGUUGUGCCAGGUCACUGGGUGACCCCGGCGACCUUUGGGUCAACGACCUUCAGACGUCGUGACCGACUAUAUAACGGCCAGACUCGCCUUUCCUGCAGGCCAGGAGCCGGGGUCAAGGGUCAGGGCUCGUUGCAGCGACCUUCAGAUGAGUAAUCGUUGGGUCAAAUGAUGUGAGUGAAGGGCAUGGAUGCGAGAGUGAAGUGAGACGAGUAACCGGUGUUGUAGCUGCUUGAUUCUGCCUCGUGUGCUUGUCCGACAGAACAUAUGAGCUAUUUUUAUAUGAAAGAGCGAUCCAGGUCUGAUCGAGAACAUGUCUGUACUCUGUAGGGCAUGUAAGUUGAAUACGGGAUGCUUAGAAGAGUUGGUGGGUGACGAUGCCGCGCCCUGUUUGCUAGUAACUGUUUUCUGAUGGAUUUCUUCUCUCUCUUUUUACGGUUGGGGCCGCAUAUUUGUCAGUACCCUAACUUUCAUCACUUGGUGCUCAUGGACUGAAUGGUAGGAUCGAGAGGCGGUAGGAUUGAGUGCCAGUGGAAAGUCAUUUAUUUUUGUCUAACCUAACCCAUUCAGCCGCGUACAUUUGUUACAUCCUACCGCUCUUGGGAUAGCACAGGCUAUGCAUUAUGCAAUCUACUUAACAUUGACGCUGAUCGCCCUUCAAUAUUCGAAGUCUUAAGUCUGAUUUACAGCUGGUCCUGCAUCGCUCUUUGCGUGGAUUUUACGUGCUAGACUGAUAAAGCGGGAUUACAAAAUAUUAGACAAGAUAUGCAAAAUGUAUAGGCUGACAGCGGUUUGAAACUCGCGAGUGAUAGACAUACUUGAUAUAUUCUUUGUUAUCUGGGUGCCUACCCAAUUGAUCAGUGCAAUGAGCAGCUGAUCCAAACACCCUCUCAUUCUUUAUUCAUCGGUAUUCUCAUAUGAAAGCGAACUGUAAUUUUGCUAACUAAUAUUUCAUAAUGCUACAGCUAGUGCCACAUUUUCGUUUGUUGAUCUCCAGUGAUAGGUACCCUAAAACUAGCUCCGACCUACGUUCAAGCUCCAAGCAGUGUUGAGUUCCACACGCAUGCAUUUGUGAACAAAUGCCCAUAGAUCGUGUUCAGAGUGGUUGACAUGCUCUCUUUGAAUAUUGAAUCGUUCCUUGCCAGGGCUCUAGAUGAGUCGUUAUAGCACGAAUCAGUGGCUGUUUGUGUGCGGAUUUUGUCCCACGGUGCCGAUCACAUCUUGGUCUGUGAGAUUUGCGACGGUCCGUGCUGCCGUUGAUGUUUGCUGCCGGUCUUGUCUCGGACAAUCUGUGCACAUCGCUACAUGUUGUUAGCCUCUAACGUCAUCGGCUAACAUCGGGCGGAUGCGUCAGAUUGAAUGCUCCGGGCCCAGUCCCGUUAGCAGAGCGUGGCAUGCGAGACGGGCCGGUCGCCCCGAGCAGCGGCCUUGACGGGACCGGUCCGUGCCGACUGCGUGACUGACCUAUACGUGACCGACUGUCGGUACGAGACGGGCGGUGCCGUCUUUCAUGAGAGCGAUGUAACGCGGCGCCAGCCCCUUCACUGGGUGUUGCCAGAGACAUGCGUUGAGAAGAUCAUGUUGAGUGCGUUAAGCUCAGAGCGGGUCCGAUGUGUGUAAUGCUUGGGGGUUUCGUUAGCAGGCUGAGACGGUUGCCAGUUGUCGGGUGGUGAGACGAGAGGAUAUGAUUAGUUCCUGUCGCUCGUGCUAUGCCAAAUGUCGCUUCGCUCAACGUUUGUUAGGUGUCGCUUUGUGUGUUGCCUAGCCAGCUGGGUUUUGUCUUCGAUGAACGACCUAACGUGGCGAUGUGCUCGAUUUUAGCUUGCUUUUACUGAAGAACGUGAUCUUUUGUUGGCUCAGAAUCGUAACGUACGUUUGUCGUCGUUUUGUGAGGAUUAAUAUCUGUUCAAAGUUAGUUAUUUCCGUGCAAUUUGAAUGAUCGACAAACGCCAGUAGACGUUGUGAUGGCAAAAGUCCUUGCGAUUAGUUUCUACGAAACAGCUGACUGCGCCAGCUUCCAUAUUCUGUCCACCUGUGACCCUGUAUGCUUAAUGUUUAUGUCUCGAACAUGCCAAAUCAAAACGAAUCGCUUGACAUCGCCACGGAAAGUUUGUAGCUGCAAUUAUCUUGCGUAGCGUGUUCGAUCUGUUUAAGCUGGGCCUUCGACUGGUACCACCAGACCGUUGUUGUUGGCGAUGGAGAUGCUACUUACGGCGUCCCCCGCGCGAGAGCUGACUGUUAGAAGGCUUUGGUCGUUAUCUAUAUGCGAUGACCUGUUACUGUGCCGAUUUACAAUGAGCUGAGGGCGUUUACCUGGUAGGGGAUGCCACACAUUAGUGCUAACGCUGGCUCCGUUGUGCCGGCUAACGACAGGGGCAAGGCCAAGAUAAAAAUGCCAACGUUAGACGAGAGAGAUGGUAUGCUAGCCAAGAGUAUAUCAAACAUGCUGUGAAGACAUGCUAUGCACAUGUGAAUUUUCGAUGUAGGUACAAUAUUCGCAAUAUAUGAUAUGCGUACAA